Populus nigra (black poplar) is the source of this 1263-nucleotide messenger RNA. RefSeq names its product pre-mRNA cleavage factor Im 25 kDa subunit 2. The transcript has 7 exons. The record is from RefSeq and is a predicted model, not a curated record. Gene Ontology annotation, molecular function: mRNA binding. Gene Ontology annotation, cellular component: mRNA cleavage factor complex. Bases 181 to 792 code for a protein of 203 amino acids. NCBI's taxonomy places the organism in Eukaryota, Viridiplantae, Streptophyta, Magnoliopsida, Malpighiales, Salicaceae.
AAAAAUCGCACUCUCUAAUCUCAUACUACUACUCCCCUCCCUCUGCUCUCUCUUUUUGGUUUGCUAAGCUGAACGAUCUACAAAGAGGGAAACACAGCUUCAACUCACAGAGAAACACCAAAGCCAGAAGCUUUUGGCAAUAUAAAGGGAGAAGAAGUUGGGUUAUAAACAGAGGGAGAGAUGGUAGGGGCAGGGUCAGCGGUGGUGAACACGUACCCUUUAUCGAGCUACACAUUCGGUACUAAAGAACCCAAGAUGGAGAAAGACACUUCUGUGGCGGAUCGCCUUGCUCGCAUGAAAGUCAAUUAUAUGAAAGAGGGGAUGAGGACCAGUGUCGAAGCUAUUUUGCUGGUACAGGAACACAAUCAUCCUCACAUACUUCUUCUGCAAAUUGGAAACACAUUCUGCAAACUUCCAGGUGGGCGUUUGAAGCCUGGAGAGAAUGAAAUUGAGGGUUUGAAAAGAAAGCUGACGAGCAAGCUUGGAGCUAAUUCACCUGCUCUUGUGCCAGACUGGCAGAUUGGUGAAUGUGUGGCUACCUGGUGGAGGCCAAACUUUGAAACCAUUAUGUAUCCAUAUUGCCCUCCCCACAUAACAAAGCCCAAGGAGUGCAAGAAACUUUAUCUUGUUCACUUAUCUGAAAGGGAGUACUUUGCAGUGCCAAAAAAUUUGAAACUGCUUGCUGUGCCAUUGUUUGAACUCUAUGAUAAUGUGCAGAGAUAUGGACCAGUUAUAUCAACCAUUCCUCAACAACUCUCAAGAUUCCAGUUCAACAUGAUUACUACUGCUUGAACUUUGCGAGGAUUUGAGAAGUUGUGAUAGUACUUGAUUCGAGGAGGCUAUUGGCAACAGACAGCAUGAGUAUCAACAUUACUUUAGAACAGACUUUUAAUUUGGUUUAGACUGGAUGUCCAGAAGUUGUGCUGUGUGGAUCUCAUAACCGUUGAUGUUAAGAUUUAUUUUGGACCCUUAUCUUCAUGGGUUUAGGUUAUUUGCUAAUUAGAUCUCUGUCUUAUGAUUUACAAGUUAAAUAGUCACGAUCCAGAAUGGUAGGGUGCUAUGUGGCUGGAAGUGCGCAGCAGAAUUUUCCCAGCGGCAUUGAGUAUACAGCCAUUGUAUGGGGUAGUAAGAUGGGAAACGAUGGUCCUAUUUUGUCUUUAAAAUCUUCAUUUUGGUGUAAUGUUUGUGAUUUCUUGUACGUGGUUGUAACUUGUAAGCCCAAGAUUUUUUGAUUGAAUCAAGAAGGGUCUUGCAUUUCUCAAA